Messenger RNA from Folsomia candida, 1529 nucleotides. RefSeq lists its product as uncharacterized. The transcript is spliced from 6 exons. Lineage: Eukaryota; Metazoa; Arthropoda; Collembola; Entomobryomorpha; Isotomidae. The record is from RefSeq and is a predicted model, not a curated record. The coding region runs from base 222 to 1391 and encodes 389 amino acids.
CGAUGCAGACGGACGAUAGUUCAUCGGUGCCUAUCGACAUGUAAGUAAACCUAGCCCCCUUCUCCUCUCCCUAAACAUAAUUAAUUAAAACAUGCAAUCUUGACCGGUCAAGUUUCUUUGUACGUUCGUAACUUAAGGAUUUAAUUAUUUUUGUUAUUAAUAGUGAUCCUGAUGAUAGUGGGCUCGUGUCCGAAGAUGUGGAAUCGAGUGACGAAUAUGUAAUGAGGGUCGAUAGAAGAGGACGGAGAUCGGGAGUAAUUUACUCGGAUUCGGAGGAUGAGGAAGACGAAGACGAUGACGACUUGGACCGGUCCAGCCCGGAUACUCAAUCUGGCUCAUCCAGCGAUAUGACCGCGGACUUGGACCUUCCAGAAAAUUUUCACCUCCGACGACAUGGAAGGCUUUCAUGGAAUCUCCGGGAAUUGCAACGUCGUGAGGAGUUGAUCGAUUGGCUAAAGGAGGUGGAAAAGAAUCCAUUAGCAGGACGGGCAGCAUUUGAUCAACGACGGGAAGAGCUUGAGUUGGCAGCUAAUUGGAGACAGCAAGAUGGGGAACAUAUGGAGAUUUAUUUUGAUAUCCAUAUUCCACGUUCGCGAGUAAAGGGUUUCUAUGUCUUCAAAUCUAAUAGAAGAAGGAAUGCCUUAGCGUCUUAUUACGCUGCACAAAUGAGAUUAAGUGUAUCGCAGGCCAGAUCCGAUGCAAGCGAAUCUUAUAGAAACCCGGAACACCCUCUUCAUGACGUGCUUAAAGAAAGUGUACAAACAUCAGACGAAGCUAGGCCCCCCAUGGACAUCAUAUACGUAGCAUCUCUAAUUCAUCCGGAUAACAUGGGUGUUGAUUUAUGGGAAACUGUUAAAUCAAUUGAACCGGUUCAAAAUGGAAAUAAGUUUGAAAACUAUAUCGGAAUAUACAAUGGAAACAAGGGUCGUUUUGCAAUGAGAGCUUCGAACUUUAAGGCUGCCUGGGAAGCAGGCACGGUUAAUCGGACAGGGGAAAUUGGAGAAGGAUUCUUGUUGGCAUACGGAUUGAAAUUCAACCAAAUCCAUGGAGUCGAGCGCUACAUCAUAACGGAAGCUUCAACCCCACCUGUCGACCUCAUCAAGAAAGCGCAUAAAUAUGCCGUCGAUGGAGUCCCGAUGUUUGAAUUCGUUGAAGAUGAAGAUCUGGACCGGUCCAGCCCACCCCUCUGGGCUACCCUGGACCAAGUGACUACGCUCCCUUACACGAUCUGUAAGAAAGAUCUGAUAAUUCGAUAUGAUCCGAACUUCCCUGAUGACAAGCGUCACUACAAAUCGUUCAAAAAUUUUGAUCGAUUGGUUAAAGCAUUUGGAUAUCCCCCUGAAGAGUAUUUUGUGACCGUUGAUGGUUCUCGAUAUCACCUCCGAUAUUAAUUUUAUACAAUGAUACGACAAUCUCAAGUGUACGAAAUGAAUUUUUUUAAAUUUGAUCUAGUUAUACAUAUAACAUUUUAUAAUAUUGUACGAUGAAUUGUUUCUGCGUAAUAUAGCGAUAUACGUGUAAUUGGAAAA